Messenger RNA from Papilio machaon (common yellow swallowtail), 1285 nucleotides. RefSeq names its product lipase 1. Gene Ontology annotation, biological process: lipid metabolic process. Lineage: Eukaryota; Metazoa; Arthropoda; Insecta; Lepidoptera; Papilionidae. The transcript has a single exon. The record is from RefSeq and is a predicted model, not a curated record. The coding region runs from base 20 to 1273 and encodes 417 amino acids. Gene Ontology annotation, molecular function: hydrolase activity, acting on ester bonds.
UCCGCAGUCAGUCGUCAACAUGGCGUCCCGUGGCGCGGUGACUACGAGCGUGAUGCUCGGCGUGUGCCUCGUGUGCGUGGGGCACGUGCUGCGGCUUCCCGCGCGACUGCUCAGCGACGACGCGAAGCGUGCGCUGGGCUAUCCCCCGGACUCCCUGCUCAACUUCACCGAGCGCAGCGCGCGUUACGGCUACUCGGCCGAGGAGCAUCACCUUCGCACGCAGGACGGUUACAUUCUGACCGUGUUCCGCAUGGCCAGAACCAGGGGAAGUGGCGACGCGGGGGCGCCCCCCAUCAUUCUUAUGCACGGCCUGCUACAGAGUGCUGACGCGUGGCUGGACGCAGGCCCAGGCGCUGGCCUCGCGUAUCUCAUAGCGGACGCCGGCCACGACCUCUGGCUAGGCAACGUGCGCGGCAAUUACUACUCCCGCGACCACGUCCGCCUGCGCCCCGAUACAGAUCCCCAGUUCUGGAACUUCUCCGUCGACGAGAUAGGUCUCUACGAUGUGCCCGCCACCAUUGACUACGUCUUGAACUACACCAAGGCAGAUAAAGUAAUUUAUAUAGGAUUUUCACAAGGUGCGGGGACGUAUUUUAUCAUGUGCUCGGAAAGACCAGAUUAUUGUAACAAAGCAAAAUUACUAAUAACUUUAGCGCCGGCCGCUCGGCAAACAAACACUAAAUCGGUCCCUUACAGAGCACUCGCUCAAAGUAUCACCAAACUGGAAAGUGUUCUGACAGCCUCUGGCAUCCAGGAGGUGUUUACCAAAGGUGCACUCAGCCAAGAAUUCCUCGCGUUUUUCUGUCCGCUCAAUUGGAUUUCCGAAUUAAUUUGCGCCACUGGUGAAGCUCUGUUGGACUCGUUUCAUCCGGGCUCGAUCAGCAACGAGACGCUGCGGGUUCUGUUCGGACACUUUCCUGCCGGCACUUCUGUGCACAACAUGGCCCGUUACGGCCAGAGUAUGCAAAGUGAGAGAUUCGAAAAAUUUGACUAUGGUAAGUCGAAAAAUUUGGAGUUAUAUGGAAGUGUUCGACCUCCGGAAUACAACCUAAGUGCAGUGACAUUGCCAGUAACAGUGCUGUAUGGAGAGAGCGACCACCUGGUUGACACAGAAGACAUCGCGUGGCUGCUGCGCCGGCUGCCCAAUGUGGUCGAGGCGGUCAAAGUGAGUGACCCUCUCUGGAAUCACUUAGAUGUUACCUAUAGUAGUUUGACUAAAGAAACUAUUUUUCCUAAAAUUAGUGACUAUUUAUUUCAAUAUAGUGAUAAGUGAUAACUACAAGAU